Scylla paramamosain (green mud crab) is the source of this 8043-nucleotide messenger RNA. Its product is annotated as zinc finger protein OZF-like. Gene Ontology annotation, molecular function: RNA polymerase II transcription regulatory region sequence-specific DNA binding; DNA-binding transcription factor activity, RNA polymerase II-specific. Gene Ontology annotation, cellular component: nucleus. Bases 2718 to 4271 code for a protein of 517 amino acids. Gene Ontology annotation, biological process: regulation of transcription by RNA polymerase II. Lineage: Eukaryota; Metazoa; Arthropoda; Malacostraca; Decapoda; Portunidae. The transcript is spliced from 2 exons. The record is from RefSeq and is a predicted model, not a curated record.
GUGCGCCAAACCUUACGGUAUUUUACUGUUUCCCCAGUAUUAACGUGGCUUUCCUUACCCUUCUUAUCAGAGAAGGGCACUGGUCUACCCUGGUGAGGGGGUGUUCGUUCGUGCGUGUGUAUGUCACAUCUGUUGGCAAGCGUGAAAUUGUUCACGGUGAUUGGUUCCUUUGUUUGAGAAUGCAGCUGCUGGCCAUUUAAAACAUGAGGGAUUAAUUUAUCCAAUGACAGCGCUUUACUUCAUCCUGAGGAGGGAGAAGCGCUCAAUUUGAAAUAUUUGAGUUAGUGCGAGGAAGAAGUCUGUCUGUUGCUGCCAUUAUUUCCAGCGCACCGCCACAUUUUGUGAAGAGAAACAAGGUGACCACUUCUUAUUCAUUUCUCUGCCUUGCCAGUUAGGUUAGGUGACUUUAGUUAGGUUAGGUUAAGUUAGUUUGGUUUGUGUGGUUAGUUUUUUUUUUUUUUUUUUUUUAAUGUAGGAAGGAUACUGGCCAAGGGCAACAAAAAUCUAAUAAAAAAAAAUGCCCACUGAAAUGCCAGUCCCAUUAAAGGGUCAAAGCAGUGGUCAAAAAUUGGUGGAUAAGUGUCUUGAAACCUCCCUCUUGAAGGAAUUCAAGUCAUAGGAAGGUGGAAAUACAGAAGCAGGCAGUGAUUGGAGUGAUAGGACAAGAUAAAGAUAUGAGAUUAUGAUCGGAGGAGCCCAACGGAGAAGAAAGGGUGACAGCAUAAGCAGAAGGAUUAGAGGUCAGGAAAAGGUCAAGAAUGUUGGGCGUAUCUCCAAGACGGUCAGGAAUACGAGUAGGGUGUUGCACCAAUUGCUCUAGGUCAUGGAGGAUAGCAAAGUUGUAGGCUAGUUCACCAGGAUGGUCAGUGAAGGGAGAGGAAAGCCAAAGCUGGUGGUGAACAUUGAAGUCUCCAAGAAUGGAGAUCUCUGCAAAAGGGAAGAGGGUCAGAAUGUGCUCCACUUUGGAAGUUAAGUAGUCAAAGAAUUUCUUAUAGUCAGAGGAGUUAGGAGAGAAGUAUACAGCACAGAUAAAUUUAGUAUGAGAAUGACUCUGUAGUCGUAGCCAGAUGGUGGAAAACUCGGAAGAUUCAAGAGCGUGGGCACGAGAGCAGGUUUGGUUAAGUUACAUUUGGUUAGGUUAGUUUAGGUAGUUUAGUUAGGUUAAGUUAGUUUGGUUAUGUUUUAUUUGGCUAGUUUAGGUGAAUUUAGUCAGGUUAGGUUAGUUAGGUUAAGUUAAGUUACGUUUGGUUAAGUUAGUUUGGUUAGGUUAAGUUAGUCUUGGUUAGGUUAGGUUAAAUUAGGUUUGGUUAGGUUAGGUUAGGUUAGCUACUUUAGUUAGGUUAAGUUAGCUAGUUUGGUUAGGCCUGUAAGGUGGAGGUUGAGCGGAAUGAUGUCGCUUUGCUCCGGAGUGGUGAAUCUGCUCCACCCGGACCCUCGUUGCUGGAUCCACUUGUUUCGGUGGAUUGUUACCCUCUAAUUUAAUUCAUUCCCAUCACCACUAACCUUGCUGUUGGAAUGACAGUUCCCACAAACACUCCAUUUAAAUUCAAAUUAUGUUGAAAGGCCAGGGUUGAAUGUGAUUUCUCUCUCUCUCUCUCUCUCUCUCUCUCUCUCUCUCUCUCUCUCUCUCUCUCUCUCUCUCUCUCUCUCUCUCUCUCUCUCUCUCUCUCUCUCUCUCUCUCUGUCUCCACCUCAGUUAAAUUGUCUGUGUGCAUGAUUUGGUUAGCCUUAGAUGUUAAUGAGUUAGGUAUUCUGUACACAGCAUUAAUACUGUGAUAACAUUUUGAACAGUAAGUAUUCUGUACACAGCAUUAAUACUGUGAUAACAUUUUGAACAGUAAGUAUUCUGUACACAGCAUUAAUACUGUGAUAACAUUUUGAACAGUAAGUAUUCUGUACACAGCAUUAAUACUGUGAUAACAUUUUGAACAGUAAGUAUUCUGUACACAGCAUUAAUACUGUGAUAACAUUUUGAACAGUAAGUAUUCUGUACACAGCAUUAAUACUAUGAUAACAUUUUGAACAGUAAGUAUUCUGUACACAGCAUUAAUACUGUGAUAACAUUUUGAACAGUAAGUAUUCUGUGCACAGCAUUAAUACUGUGAUAACAUUUUGAACAGUAAGUAUUCUGUACACAGCAUUAAUACUCUGAUAACAUUUUGAACAGUAAGUAUUCUGUACACAGCAUUAAUACUCUGAUAACAUUUUGAACAGUAAGUAUUCUGUACACAGCAUUAAUACUCUGAUAACAUUUUGAACAGUAAGUAUUCUGUACACAGCAUUAAUACUCUGAUAACAUUUUGAACAGUAAGUAUUCUGUACACAGCAUUAAUAUUGUGAUAACAUUUUGAACAAGUAUACUGGGGAAAAACUGUGUUUGUGUCCUUAACGACCCAGUGAAGUGUGGGUGGGUGACCCAACUUUGGGCUGUGACCCAAGGGUUAAGAACCACUGACCCAAGGUGAUGCACUCUUCCAGGCACUUGCUGUGAGAGAGAGGGGAGACCUGUGCACCGCUGUGCUGCACUGUGCUUGGAUGUCCCUGGUUCACUCCUGAGGCUGUACCAUUCUUGCCCCUAUUACCAGGCCAGCAUCCAGGCCGCCGCCCUGCCUGGCACUGACGGCUGUCUGGCCUCCCCGAGGGUCCCUGCAGGACUGGACGCGGCGUGUGCUGGCGGGAGUGGUGCUGCGGUGGAGGUCGUGAAGCCGGGCAACAGCAUGAGCGGCCGGAGGCGGCGGGAACAGCGGCAGCAGCAGCAGCAGCAGCAGCCAGCCUCAGGUGUGGGGAGGUGCAGGUGUGGUGGCAAGAAUCACCUGGAGGCAGGCAGCUCUGUCCACAGAGGAGAGAGCAAGUUUGAGUGCCAGCAGUGUGACAAAACUUUUGUAUCCAGACAAGGCCUUUACUACCACACCCUGACACACAGUGGUGUUAGAAAUUAUGAGUGUGGUGAGUGUGGGAAGAAAUUUACCUAUAAGUCUCACCUCACCAGACACACCCUGACACACAGUGGUGUUAGAAAUUAUGAGUGUGAUGAGUGUGGGAAGAAAUUUACCCACAAGUCUUCCCUCACCACACACACCCUGACACACAGUGGUGUUAGAAAUUAUGAGUGUGAUGAGUGUGGGAAGAAAUUUACCGACAAGUCUAACCUCACCACACACACCCUGACACACAGUGGUGUUAGAAAUUAUGAGUGUGAUGAGUGUGGGAAGAAAUUUACCCAGAAGUCUAACCUCACCAGACACAUCGUGACACACAGUGGUGUUAGAAAUUAUGAGUGUGAUGAGUGUGGGAAGAAAUUUACCCAGAAGUCUAACCUCACCACACACACCCUGAUACACAGUGGUGUUAGAAAUUAUGAGUGUGAUGAGUGUGGGAAGAAAUUUACCCACAAGUAUUCCCUCACCUCACACACCCUGACACACAGUGGUGUUAGAAAUUAUGAGUGUGGUGAGUGUGGGAAGAAAUUUACCCACAAGAGUAACCUCACCACACACAUCCUCACACACAGUGGUGUUAGAAAUUAUGAGUGUGAUGAGUGUGGGAAGAAAUUUACCCACAAGUCUAACCUCACCACACACACCCUGACACACAGUGGUGUUAGAAAUUAUGAGUGUGAUGAGUGUGGGAAGAAAUUUACCCACAAGUCUUCCCUUAACACACACACCCUGACACACAGUGGUGUUAGAAAUUAUGAGUGUGAUGAGUGUGGGAAGAAAUUUACCCACAAGUCUAACCUCACCACACACACCCUGACACACAGUGGUGUUAGAAAUUAUGAGUGUGAUGAGUGUGGGAAGAAAUUUACCCACAAGUCUUCCCUCAACACACACACCCUGACACACAGUGGUGUUAGAAAUUAUGAGUGUGAUGAGUGUGGGAAGAAAUUUACCCACAAGUCUUCCCUCACCUCACACACCCUGACACACAGUGGUGUUAGAAAUUAUGAGUGUGAUGAGUGUGGGAAGAAAUUUACCCACAAGUCUUCCCUCAACACACACACCUUGACACACAGUGGUGUUAGAAAUUAUGAGUGUGAUGAGUGUGGGAAGAAAUUUACCCACAAGUCUUACCUCACCAGACACACCCUGACACACAGUGGUGUUAGAAAUUAUGAGUGUGAUGAGUGUGGCAAAAGAUUUCCUACCAUUUCUCGUCUCAAUGAACACGCCUUCAGACACACUGGGGUGAGGGAGUUCGAGUGUGAUGUUUGUGGCAAGUGUUUCAAGACAAAGGCUGAUAUUGCCAGGCACGUGAAGAUCCACUUCUAAGGUGGUGGUGUGUGGACACAUGGGGCCAGCAGUUUUGUGUGGUGGUGGUGGUGGUGGUUGUGGUGGUGUGGGGGAGUCAUGGCCCCAGCAGUUUUGUGUGAUGGUGGUGUGGUGGUGUGGGGGAGUCAUGGCCCCAGCAGUUUUGUGUGGUGGUGGUGGUGGUGGUGGUGGUGUGGGGGAGUCAAGGCCCCAGCAUUUGUUUUGUUGGCAGUGCAGGUGUGACUUUCAAUAAAUGUGUGUGUGCAGUAAACCUUUGUUUGUGUAUUCACCAGGUGUAGUAUACAGGGCCUCAGCUACAGGAAUAUAUUGUAGUGAGGCAGCCCCUCUCUCUCCUUGCCUCAAGUGUUUGUGUAUUCACCAGGUGUAGUAUACAGGGCCUCAGCUACAGGAAUAUAUUGUAGUGAGGCAGCCCCUCUCUCUCCUUGCCUCAAGUGUUUGUGUAUUCACCAGGUGUAGUAUACAGGGCCUCAGCUACAGGAAUAUAUUGUAGUGAGGCAGCCCCUCUCUCUCCUUGCCUCAAGUGUUUGUGUAUUCACCAGGUGUAGUAUACAGGGCCUCAGCUACAGGAAUAUAUUGUAGUGAGGCAGCCCCUCUCUCUCCUUGCCUCAAGUGUUGUGUUUCCCUUUCUUUUUGUCUCUCCUUCACACGUUAGGUUAUGUUAAGUCUGGCACCAUCUUUGCCUCUCUCUCUCUCUCUCUCUCUCUCUCUCUCUCUCUCUCUCUCUCUCUCUACAGGUGAUGGAGCACACAAGUGUAGCAGCUAACAGUUUCUGUGUAAUUGUCGUGGUGGUGACUUUCCUCCUCAUGUUCUCGUCCAGGAAGGGAAAGGCUGCCCUCGUGUUCCUCACCAUCCUGUUGUGUCACCAACCGUGUUGUCUGUGUGCUUGUUUGGUGAUGGCUGGCCCUGCAUCACUGCGCCCUCGUCUUUGCUCCUUCACUGCUGCCAGCUGUGUCUGUGGUCAUGAUGAUGAUGGUGGUGAUGGUGAUGAUGAUGGCGAGCGAGACAUUCAAAGGAGGGCGUGCACGUGCAUGGUGGUGAGCAGGUGAUGAUUGGAGAGGCACAGAACGUUCAGGAUGGAGGAGGAGGAGGAGCAGGAGUCUUUGUGUAUAGGAAGGAGAGAAAUGUAAGAGGAGAAAAUAUAGAUGUAGGCAGCUCUGUCAUGAGAGAAGGCGGCAGAGUGCACAGGCCACCCUGGAAUGUCGUGAAAGGCUUGCGGUGGUCGUGGUGUGCGUGAAGGGGGAGGGUGAGAGGGCAGGCAGAGACAACACCAAGAGUUAACCAGUGUUCUCGUUCAUUCUUCCCUUUCUCAGGUAAACUGUGGAACUCCCUGCCUGCUUCUGCAUUUCCUCCUUCCAAUGGCUUCAAGUCUUUCAACGAGGGGGAGGCUCAAGACAUCGUUUUAUUUAUCUGUUUUUAUUAUUCUCAUUUUAUUUGGCUCCUCUACAGGAACUGGCAUUAAGUUGGCUUUUUUAUUCAAAUUUUUUCUGGUCCUUUUCCAACAGCCCUCUUACAUAAAAGAAAAUAACUAACUAAUAAUAAGAAAAGCCAGUGUCACAGGGCGGCCUGGAGACAAUGUGCAUGGCGUGCCAGCUGUACCAAUGGAAGGAGUAUUGAGGCAGUGAAGGAGUCCCUGGAGACAAUGUGCAUGGCGUGCCAGCUGUACCAAUGGAAGGAGUAUUGAGGCAGUGAAGGAGUCCCUGGAGACAAUGUGCAUGGCGUGCCAGGUGUACCAAUGGAAGGAGUAUUGAGGCAGUGAAGGAGUCCCUGGAGACAAUGUGCAUGGCGUGCCAGCUGUAGCAAUGGAAGGAGUAUUGAGGCAGUGAAGGAGUCCCUGGAGACAAUGUGCAUGGCGUGCCAGCUGUACCAAUGGAAGGAGUAUUGAGGCAGUGAAGGAGUCCCUGGAGACAAUGUGCAUGGCGUGCCAGCUGUAGCAAUGGAAGGAGUAUUGAGGCAGUGAAGGAGUCCCUGGAGACAAUGUGCAUGGCGUGCCAGCUGUAGCAAUGGAAGGAGUAUUGAGGCAGUGAAGGAGUCCCUGGAGACAAUGUGCAUGGCGUGCCAGCUGUACCAAUGGAAGGAUUUCAACUGGAAAGAAAUUGCAAAAUAUUUUUUUUUUUCAUUGGAAACUUUGUUGUAGCUGCUUAUAAAGACCUGACGCAUUGCUUCUGGUGCUCCUGUGUCGUGUCACAGGGAAGGGGACAGGCUGGUUAGUCAGACUUAACCCUCCCUGUGUGAAUGCAUGUUGCUUCUUGCCAAACACUUUCCUGGCCUGUAAAUCUGUCAGUGUUGCAUCCCUGACCACUUCCCCCAUGGUUUGUGAUGUGCUUGUAAGACUUGGUGGGCACCGUCACUCUGGCUCGUCUUUUGGCUUUCACUUCGCCUUUUUCUCGUUUAUUUGCAUUAAUAUGAGCAUUGUUUAUAUAAUUACUUGUAUUUAAUGAGACAAAAAGGAAUUACCAUUGUAUUUUCGUUGAUAAUUUUAUAGUAAUGUAUAGUUGAUAAUUUUAUAGUAAUGAACAACAGGUCUCGUUCUUGUCUGCGACCAGUCCGUCCGCUCCCGGAGUCCCCGUCCCAUAGUCUUGUAGUCGUCAGUCAGUUGUCAGUCUCGCGCGUCGCGACGCAGGACAGGACUUUCAGUUUUCGUUAAAAAUGUCUGAAGAGAAAGGAAAGGAGAGAGAGGAGGCAUGUGGUGCAGUGCCGAAAAAAGCGAGACGGAAACAGAAAUAUAGGCCCGAGUGGGACAAACAGUUUCCGUGGGUGGGGCCUGCAAAGAAGGAUGCUUGUAAGGCCAUGUGCCUUAUUUGCAGUGUUGAAAUAACCGCCCAGCUCACAACUCUCAAGUUGCACGAAAACACUGCAAAGCACAAGAAAAUGUGUGCGCCAUCCUCAUCCAAAAUACUUAUGGAGUCAUUUACAAGUGCACGUGGUGAUAAUGAAACUAGUAAAAGUGAUUCUGUUAAGGCUGCUGAAAUAAGGCUUACUGCAUUUAUGGUGGAACACAAUAUAAGUUUCCGUGUGGCCGAUCAUCUGUGUGAAGUCCUGAAAGGUUGCUUCUCUGACUCCGCUAUUGCAAAGGAAUUGAAAAUGAAAAGACCAAAAUGUCAAAGAGUGUGUGGUAAUGUUAUGGCACACUCUCACAAACAAGAGCUCAUUAACAUCUUGAAGCAGAACAAGUUGAGCAUUCUUGUGGAUGAAUCCACAGAUAUAUCGGUCUGUCAGAAUUUAUGCAUCAUGGUAAGAGUGGUUGAAGGAAAUGCUGUUGUCACCAAAUUUUGGGAUUUAGUGCCAUUAUUUAGUAGUGAUCCUAGUAAAGCUAAUGAAGGUGCUACAGCUGCCAGGUUGUUUUCAGAGAUAAUGAAAACAUUUACUGAAAAUGGUAUACCUACUUGUAAUAUCAUUGGCUUUGGUUGUGAUGGAUGCAGCACUAUAAUGGGGCCUAAUAACUCUGUGAGUAGCAGGUUAAAGGAACUUUGCCCAGGAAUCUUUAUUAUGAAAUGUGUGUGCCAUUCUGCCCAUACAUGUGCCUCUGAAGCAUGCAAACAAUUACCUGAUGCUAUUGAACAAGUAGCUCAUGAUGUCCACAACACAUUCAAGAACUCUUCAAAACGAUUGGCACAAUUUGUACAAUUUCAAGAGUUUGCUGGGGCUCAAAAGCUUAGGAUUUUAUUGCCAUGUAGAACGCGCUGGCUUUCCUACACGGCUGUUGUGAAAAGGAUGCUUGAGCAGUGGGGCCCUCUUCAGAUGUUGUUUACUGAAUUAAAUUUACCAGGCUUUA